Molecule: messenger RNA, 1077 nt
Organism: Recurvomyces mirabilis
Lineage: Eukaryota; Fungi; Ascomycota; Dothideomycetes; Mycosphaerellales; Teratosphaeriaceae
Exons: 2
Coding region: 1-1077 (358 amino acids)
Biological process (GO): negative regulation of glycolytic process; regulation of pentose-phosphate shunt
Cellular component (GO): cytosol
Molecular function (GO): fructose-2,6-bisphosphate 2-phosphatase activity
Source: RefSeq, a predicted model, not a curated record
AUGAAAUUCUACCUAAUCCGGCACGGCGAAACAGUAGACAACAUCGUCAGCCUCUACGCCGGCGUCCGCGACUCCGCCCUGACCGUCCAUGGGAUCGAACAAGCACGCCGUCUAGGCGAUUACUUCGCCAAGAACGACGUGAAGCUUACGCAUAUCUUUGCCUCGCCUUUGCAGCGAGCGUUUAAGACUGCGGAGGCUGUGCGGGAUGCCCAGGUUAAGCUUGAUGGUGGCAGCGGUGGUAAUGGGGAUGGGGAUAGGGAUGGGAAGGCGAGGGUAGAGAUUGUCAAGGUGCCGGAUCUGAUCGAGCAGGAUUUCGGAUUUUACGAGGGAAAAUCUUUCUUCGCUCGCUCGGGGGCGAAGAAGAGUGGGCGGGAGGGUCACUAUGAUAAGCAUAGAAAUGAUCCUGGUUUCGUGGACGUGGAGAGCAGGGAGUCGAUGUGCCAACGUGCCGAUGCUUUUCUGGAUCAGCAUCUUCUCCCCCUCAUGCUCGCACAAUCACAGGGUGCAGACCCCGAAACGACGAUCGCAGUUGUCUCGCACGGCAUGCUGCUGGCGAGUUUGUGGAGGAGGUUAUUGCUUCGUCUGCCGAGGAAGAGUCUGAGGAUUGCGCCUGAGGUCACGACUGCGAGAGGCCCGGUUGUGCUGGAGCAUUUGGGUGGGUGGAGUAAUACGGGAUACCUUGAGCUCGAACUCAUGCGGGGUGAGGUCAAGGGGACUCUGCAACCUGCUUCCGAAAAAGACGUCCCGAAUACGGAGCUGCCGACGCUGGCUAUACCACCAUCAAUUGCUCCUGCAGAUGUGUCAGCGCCUACACGGUCUACACCUGUGCCGCCGCCAGCCGCUGCCGAGGAAGCAGAAGGCUCGUCAGACUCUGAAAUCUUCGCCACAUCGUCGACAGCACUAUCAGCGCCUAGCAAAGCCCUCUCCCUAGCUGGCUGGUCCACAGCUAUACUCGCUGUAGACAGUAAAGAGCAUCUCGUCGGCUUCAAACGGCAACGCGGUGGUAUCGGUCGCAUCGCCCACGACGAAGGGCAGAAGAAACUGGAUGGCUUCUUCAAGCGGCAGAAGAAGGGAUGA